Molecule: messenger RNA, 1225 nt
Organism: Diachasmimorpha longicaudata
Lineage: Eukaryota; Metazoa; Arthropoda; Insecta; Hymenoptera; Braconidae
Product: outer dynein arm-docking complex subunit 4-like
Exons: 4
Coding region: 509-1090 (193 amino acids)
Cellular component (GO): cytoplasm
Molecular function (GO): protein binding
Source: RefSeq, a predicted model, not a curated record
GUUCGAGGGAAACAUCCUGAGCUUGCGCGCUCUUCAUCCCCUAAAUAUCCUCACCCCCUUUUUUUUACCUCUCAGUAGCUUCUGUACUUUUCGUAACAGCCAGUUGCCGCUGCAACGCUAGUCCCAACGGAAACAUCAUGAACACUGUCCGUUAAUUAUUGUAAUUAAGCCCAGCAAGUUUUGUUCACUAAAUUAUUUAUCACCCCAGGAUUAACUCUCACGGAUUUUUAACACGUGUUGACGGGCGAUAACUAAGUGAAUGUGAAUUUUAAUUAGUGGAAGGUUUAUCCGUAAAGUUCAUAAUGAAGAUUGAUGUGUUGAGUGGUUCCUAGUGAAGGGAUCGUUAUUUUCGUGCAAGCUGAUAACUGUUGUUGGUAGUUAUUUACUCCAGUUUUGAAUUUACGUAGAAGCCAGUGCUGUGGCAGAGGCUAAUCGACAUUCCUUCGUAAAAAUAGAUUUUCAUGAUUUUCAGUGGUUUCUCACCUGCACAUAACUGAAGGGACUCGGCAUGAAGUCUAAGAAGAAGAACAAGGAUAAGGGUAAGGAUGGGAACAACACCAAGAAGAGCGCGACACAAAUCGAAACGAAAUUACGCGUCGAUGAGGCUGGGGGUCAUCUUAAGAGUAAACUUUAUAACAAAGCUCUGCUGUUGUAUAAUAAGGCCCUGGAAAUGAGUCCGAAUGAUAAGAACGCACUGCUAGCAAGGAGCAAGUGCUAUCUUCUCCUGGGAGAGCCGCAGAAGGCCCUGGAGGACGCUGAGGCGGCGUUGAAUGAGAAAAUCAAAGAUCCUGGGAACGCUCGGGCCAUGUACUACAAAGCGGAGGCCCUUUAUCACCUAGGAGACUUUGAAUUGAGUCUGGUUUAUUACUACCGUGGUAUGCGGAUUAGACCGGAGUUUGAUCAAUUUCGUCUGGGUGUGCAAAAGGCCAAGGAGGCCAUUCAAAACAUUCUGGGAGUGUGCCUAUUAAAAUCGAUCCCGCUGCGAGGGUGGAGGAGAUUAACAAAACUGAGGCGGCGAAAAUUCCCGCCAACUUGGAGAUACCAGAGGAUCCUGCACCGACUGCUGCGAAAGAGCCGGAGAGAUCAAUGAGCGCUGAUAAGACGAUGAGUGAGUCUUCGGGGGAUAGAAGGAGACUGUCGUCACAGAGUAAACGAAAAAAUAACUGUCCCAAUCUCCUUGGACAGCUCAAUGUGGAUAAAAAGUACCUUCAGGACUUGUUGAAAU